This is a messenger RNA of Symphalangus syndactylus (siamang), 1968 nucleotides long. RefSeq names its product MOB kinase activator 2 (gene MOB2). The record is from RefSeq and is a predicted model, not a curated record. Lineage: Eukaryota; Metazoa; Chordata; Mammalia; Primates; Hylobatidae.
CUAGGAGGUCAGAUGCCCAGGGAACAUGGGGACCCCCAGGAGCUCAAGGGGAGAGUCUGGGAUGGGGGAGGGACAGCCAAGAGCGAGGUGAUACACAGCCCAUCGAGCGGGAACAGCGCAGGGAGCGAGGAGAGGGCCAAAGGUGGGAGAGGACAGCCGGGGGCGCAGGGGGACGGCCGAGGAGGGAGGGGGCAGCCAGGGUGUGAGGGACAGUCCCGGAGCAAGGGGAGCGCCAAAGGCGGCAGGUAACCGUCCAGGGCGUGGGGGACAGCGCGGAGAGAGCCCAAGGGGGAAAUUACAGCCGGGGUGUGGGGAGACAGUCCAGGUGCGCGGGGACAGCCCGUUGAUCCAGGAACACUCGGCGGGCAGGAAGCACAGGGUGCAAGGCCGGGACUACGCGUCCCAGCAGGCGGCGCGCGGGCGCAUCACUUCCGGCGGCGGCGGGCGGCGCGUGUGGGAGCGAGCGGGCGGGCUAGUGUUUACUUCCGGACGCCGGGGCUGAGGCCGAUCGCGUCGGGCGGCGGGCGCGGCGGCCCCGCGCAGCCAUGGACUGGCUCAUGGGGAAGUCCAAAGCCAAGCCCAAUGGCAAGAAGCCCGCUGCGGAGGAGCGGAAAGCCUACCUGGAGCCUGAGCACACCAAGGCCAGGAUCACCGACUUCCAGUUCAAGGAGCUGGUGGUGCUGCCCCGCGAGAUUGACCUUAACGAGUGGCUGGCCAGCAACACCACGACGUUUUUCCACCACAUCAACCUGCAGUAUAGCACCAUCUCGGAGUUCUGCACAGGAGAGACGUGUCAGACAAUGGCCGUGUGCAACACACAGUACUACUGGUAUGACGAGCGGGGGAAGAAGGUCAAGUGCACGGCCCCGCAGUACGUUGACUUUGUUAUGAGCUCUGUGCAGAAGCUGGUGACGGAUGAGGACGUGUUCCCCACAAAAUACGGCAGAGAAUUCCCCAGCUCCUUUGAGUCCCUGGUGAGGAAGAUCUGCAGACACCUGUUCCACGUGCUGGCGCACAUCUACUGGGCCCACUUCAAGGAGACGCUGGCCCUGGAGCUGCACGGACACUUGAAUACGCUCUACGUUCACUUCAUCCUCUUUGCUCGGGAGUUCAACCUGCUGGACCCCAAAGAGACCGCCAUCAUGGACGACCUCACCGAGGUGCUAUGCAGUGGGGCCGGCGGGGUCCACAGUGGGGGCAGCGGGGAUGGGGCCGGCAGCGGGGGCCCGGGAGCACAGAACCACGUGAAGGAGAGAUGAGCCCCCCGGGCCGGACAGGGGCGCACGUGUGCAAAGAGACGGUGGUGUGUGUCCUCUCCUGCAUCUGCGUGUGCACACAUGUGCUGGGCACGCGUGUGGUGAGGUCUGUGAGGGCCCUGGGCUGCACUGGUGUGGGCUGCACAGACGCAGACGGCCCUGGCCGUGUCCUGUGGCCCCCUGUCGGAAGGAUGCGUGCCAUUUGUAGAGAAGAGCCUUUGGGCCCGUUCACUCGUGCAGCAGACACGCAUGGGACUGAUGCUUUGAGUUUUCUUCUGUGGGGUUUUCCUUUCUCUGGUCUCCGUGCAGCCCCUGCCCUCCCUCCGGUGCUGCUGGCCUCAAAGGAGGAACUCGUGGGGGGAGGGUGUGAUUUGCAGACCUGGGUCUCUGCUCUGCUCUGGGGGUGGGGCUUGCUCUCACAGAGACCCUCCUUCCUUCUCGCCCCUCCUCUCCCGGCCUCGCUAGGAGUCUUGGCUGUCGGCAGCUCAGAGGUGGGGGAGGCCUGUGGUGCGGGGUGCCGUGCACCUGCUCCUGUUCCUGUCACCCCUUCCUGCUGCCUCCUCCAUGCCUAAGGAACACCCAUGGUGCAGUCCUCAGGCAAGGCCAGGACAGGGCUGAGGCCCUGCGUGGAGAUGCUGCACCAGCAGAAGGCUGAGACCCGCUUACCUUAGUUCAUCUGUUCACUCGUAAUAAAAAUAAUUCUCUCAGGUCA